ACAGUUUGAACACAAACUGGUUUCGUAUGAGGGACCAGAGAGGACGUCUGUUAGGUAUGAGGUAGUGAAUCCUGGGUGUGUUUUGUCCUGAGCUUUUGAGAAAACAUGUAUUUCCUUAUUUCAAAACAACAUCCUACUACAGCACAGGCAACACACCUGGACGUUUGGUAAAAACUUUGAUUUGAAGAAUUAAGCAUCAACAGCGUUGAGGGUUACAGUGCAGUGGAGACCGAAGAUUGAAUGCAGGAAGUUGUUUGGGAGGCGUUGUUUGAUUGACAGGUUGUGUUUGAUUGACAGUUGCCAGGAGUGACGGUUGAUAAGACAUGAUGAAGUGGGCGCUGGUUCUGUGUGUCAUGGUGGCUCUCUCUGAGUCCCUCGUCAAGGUCCCCCUGAUAAAGGGGAAGAGUGCCAGGGAUAGUCUGGAGGAGCAGGGCUUGUGGGAGAUAUACAGGAACAAGUUCCCCUACAACGCAGCCGCCAAGUUUGAACAGAGCUUCUACAGCAACCAGAUCAUCACCAACGACUUUGACCUGUCCUACUAUGGAGUGAUUUCCAUCGGGACUCCUCCCAAGUCCUUCAGUGUCAUCUUCGACACAGGCUCCUCCCCCUUUUGGGUUCCUUCCAUCUACUGCAAAAGCGUAGGCUGCAGAAACCACCGCAAGUUCCACCCGCUGUUGAGCAGCACCUUCCUGAACACUCGCAGGAUUCUGUCCAUCUCCUACGGCACCGGCAGCAUGGCCGGUUUCCUGGGCUACGACACCGUCGAGGUGGGAGGGAUCCAGAUCAGAAACCAGAUCUUUGGGCUGAGCCACACCGAGGCUCCUUUCAUGGCCCACAUGAAGGCUGAUGGGAUCCUGGGUCUGGCCUACCCUCGCCUGUCUGCCUCAGGGGCCACGCCCGUCUUUGAUAACAUGAUGAGUCAGCACCUCAUCGACCAGGACGUCUUCUCUGUCUACCUGAGCAGACACCAGAAGGGGGGCAGUAUGGUGACCUUUGGUGGAGUUGACCCCCAGCACUACACUGGACCAAUCACCUGGGUUCCUCUUUCCUCUGAGACAUACUGGCAGAUCACUGUGGACAGCGUCACCAUCGAGGGGAAGGUGGUGGCAUGUCAGGGGGGCUGCCAGGCCAUCGUGGACACCGGCACCUCUCUGAUCCUGGGGCCCCUGGUGGACACCCUCAGCAUCAACCAGGCUUUGGGGGCCACCCGACUGUUCACUGAUCAUGUUGUGAAUUGUAUCCUUGUUGACAAAAUGCCCACGGUAACCUUCAACAUCAAUGGACAUGCCUUUACAAUCCCAGGAGCUGCCUCUGUGCUAAGGUCCCACUACUAUGGCUGUCGUACCGGGUUUGGAAGCCUGGACUCCAGCCGGUGGAUCCUGGGGGACGUGUUCAUCAGGCAGUACUACACGAUCUUCAGCAGGGCCAAGAACGCAGUGGGCCUGGCCAAGGCAAAGUUAUCAAACCCAGAUAAAUUGUAAAAGCACCCCUGAGCCAUGAAAACAAGUGUCCGCUUGAAAACUAGAUCCUGCCCAACAUGACCAACAUGACUUUGUUGUCACUGAUGUCGACCCUUUUGUUUUUUUUUGUUUUUUCUCUCUUUAUAUGUUACCACUCGGCGACAUAAUCAGAGAACAUAAAAUAGAUUUCCAUAGCUAUGCGGAUGACACACAACUAUAUAUAUCCACUGAACCCAACGAUGCAACGGCCAUCAAUUCCAUUACCAACUGCCUGUUGGCAAUAAACAAAUGGAUGAAUGAUAACUUUCUUAAAUUAAAUGAAGACAAAACCGAAGUCCUACUAUGUGGCCCCAAAUCCAAAAGAGAGAUGCUUAUUAAGAAUCUUGGAGGCUUAACCCCCUGUCUUAAACCAGAGGUGACGAGUCUCGGUGUAAUCCUGGACUCAGAUUUGAAUUUCAACUCUCACAUUAAUAAAGUGACCAAAACAGCUUUCUUUCACCUGAGGAAUAUAGCAAAGGUACGACCAUUCAUAAACCAAAAUGAUGCAGAGAAGUUAAUUCAUGCUUUUAUAUCCAGCCGGCUGGACUACUGUAACGCACUUUUCACUGGUCUUCCCAAGAAAACCACUGAAAGACUACAGCUCAUUCAAAAUUCUGCAGCUAGAUUAUUAACCAAAACUAAAAGGAGAGAACACAUUAGUCCUGUCCUAGCUACUUUACACUGGCUCCCUGUUACCUUCAGAAUUGACUUUAAGGUCCUUUUCCUCACAUACAAAGCUCUACACGGACAAGGACCUAGCUACAUUGCUAACUCCUUUAUAAACUACACACCAGCUAGAACACUGCGAUCAUCAAAUGCAGGCCUAUUAGAGGUCACCAGAAGCAGUCAUAAGAAGAUUGGUGAUUCGGCCUUUGUCAAUUACUAUGGAACAAAUUACCCAUAAAUAUUAGGGAAGCAAACACUAGACAUUUUUAAAAGACAGCUUAAAACCUACCUUUUUACCGAAGCAUUUAAGUAAUUUUAUCUCAAAAGGGUUUUCCUACUUUUUAAAGUUGUUUUCUCUCUUGAACAGAGAUCUUAUUGGGAUUUUUUUUUUAAAAAAUUAUUGUUUAUCACUUGUAUUAUUGUUUUUAUUGAUUUUAUGUAAAGCACCUUGAGCUACAAUUCUUGUAUGAAAUGUGCUAUAUAAAUAAAGUCUUACUUACUUACUUACUUACUUUUAGAAGGAGGCAGGUUAAUGAUCAGGCAACCUGCUUUGUGUUGGGAGUGAGAGGGCAGGCCGGAUUGACAGUGAAAAGACAAUGAAUUUCCUCUGCAUGAUUAAAUGAUACUGAGUUGUAGCAUCUUGAAUAAGCUGGUCGAGUUUGCUUUGUUUAAACGUGUUAAGAAAAGAAUAAUUCUCACACAAAGUGAAAGUUGUAGAGUGAAU
Osmerus eperlanus (European smelt) is the source of this 2889-nucleotide messenger RNA. Its product is annotated as pepsin A-like. The transcript is spliced from 10 exons. The record is from RefSeq and is a predicted model, not a curated record. Lineage: Eukaryota; Metazoa; Chordata; Actinopteri; Osmeriformes; Osmeridae. Gene Ontology annotation, biological process: proteolysis. Gene Ontology annotation, molecular function: aspartic-type endopeptidase activity. Bases 324 to 1481 code for a protein of 385 amino acids.